Messenger RNA from Rhinichthys klamathensis goyatoka, 848 nucleotides. RefSeq names its product CCAAT/enhancer binding protein (C/EBP) 1 (gene cebp1). The transcript has 3 exons. Gene Ontology annotation, molecular function: DNA-binding transcription factor activity, RNA polymerase II-specific; RNA polymerase II cis-regulatory region sequence-specific DNA binding. Lineage: Eukaryota; Metazoa; Chordata; Actinopteri; Cypriniformes; Leuciscidae. The record is from RefSeq and is a predicted model, not a curated record. The coding region runs from base 184 to 738 and encodes 184 amino acids. Gene Ontology annotation, biological process: myeloid cell differentiation; regulation of transcription by RNA polymerase II; DNA-templated transcription.
GGGGAAAAAAGAAGUCAAUCUAUGAUGCAAGAUAAAAAUAAUUGGAGGAGGAAGGAGGGAGAGAGAGAUGGUUGUGACAGAGGAAAUGAUGUUGUCACGAGCGCUGAAGUACCUGUAUCAUAACGGAUUUUGUGGAAGGACCCAUAACGUUUGAGAGGAGAGCGUUCCCCAGCACUGAGCAGCAUGUCCGUCUCCGACAGCUCACCGUCCUCCAUCUGCAUGUUCUCCCUCCAUCAUCCGUGCUCCAGCUCUCCCGACGGGUCGGUUCCUCAGGACCCCAUGCCUCAGAUGGACUCGGGUCUGUACGGCCAGAACAUGGGCUUUCCCAAGACAGCGGAGCAAAUGAUGGGUCUGGGUUACCUGGCGUACCCGUCCUGUCUGAACACCAGCAGCAGCGAACGCAGCGCGCAGCAGAACCACAGCGCUCCGCAGGAUUUUUCCCAGUUUCUUCUGCCGCCGCCAGUGCCCGCUCUCCGCCAGUGCGGACAGAAGAGAGGUUUGAGUAAAGACAGCGUUGAGUAUCGCCUGCGCAGAGAGCGCAACAACAUCGCCGUGAGGAAGAGUCGUGAUAAAGCUCGCCGUCGUAUCCAGCUGACCCAGCAGAGGGCGCUGCAGCUUCAGGACGAGAACCACCGGCUUCAGAUGCACAUACAGCGUCUGUCACACGAGGUGGACUCGCUCAGACACUAUCUGUCACAGCGCCACCUACAGGCCAAAGAGCAGGACGACAACUGCUGAGACACUCCAGGUUCUGUUCAUCUUGGUUUCACUUUAUUUUCAUGGUCCCUUUAAAGGUGCACUGUGUGAUGUUUAGCGGCAUCUAGUGGUGAGAUUGUGAAUUGCACCCA